Molecule: messenger RNA, 1352 nt
Organism: Apis laboriosa (Himalayan honeybee)
Lineage: Eukaryota; Metazoa; Arthropoda; Insecta; Hymenoptera; Apidae
Exons: 2
Coding region: 749-1063 (104 amino acids)
Source: RefSeq, a predicted model, not a curated record
GCUCAUCCGACACAAGACUACGCGAAACCGUAUCUAUUUUUACGGAAUAUAGUUAUUAGAUUAGAAAUUUGAUAGAGCAAUUUUGCAAUUAAGAUGUUUCUGAGAAAGAUUUUAGAAGGAAAAAAGAUGAUAUGAAUCUUAAAUUUGAUUUUGUGAGUUUACAAGGGUAAGUUAGCAAAGGAGGUUAAUUUGAAUUUUUAGGUUAAUUUAGAAAAAAAUCAAAAUUAAGAUUUACAUAUUUAAACAACUCUCCUUUUUUUUUUUUGAUAAAUAUUUGUUAAAUUAUUCUUGUAUUGAAUAAUAUAAUUUUAAAUAUUUAUUUUCUUAUAUAAUGACUAAUCAAAUCUAUCGACAAAAUAAAGUAUUUUUUAAAUACGAGAUAAUAACAGGAAUAAUACCAAUUUUCGUAACCAAAUAAUUAAACUUACUGGAUUUCAUUUCCAAUGAAACGUGUCGUAUCCACGACUUCCUAAACUAGUGAAAAAAUGAAAAAGAAAAAGAAGAAAAAUAGUUCCCCAUCAAUUUUCGCGUUCUUCGUAGCCACGAAAAUCGAUUCGAAAUACAGUAAAUAGAAGAUAAAGAAGUGCCAUGAGUAAUUGGCAUCGCUUGGAAGCCGAUGUGCUCGGUGAUCGAGAAAAACGAGAAAGCUGCGGCCAAGUGAAACUGUAUAAAACGUGGGUAACUCGGCAUACUAUCAUCAGUUCUACGAAUAUUCAAACCAGAAGCGCGGUGACCAGUAAUCUCAACAAUGAAUCAAUUGACAGUAACAUUUCUUCUCUUGUGCGGUGUCUACGGUGCUUUGGCCGGACGUCGUUACAUAGCCAUUCCAAUGGAUGGGAUCGACGUGAUCGAGCUGAGUCCAGUGGCACCAUCCACACCGAGGAUUGCUCGUCAAACCGAGGCUUAUAUACCCAUACCAGUUCCUAGUAUUUCUCAGGAAGAGCUCAAGAGUCCUCGGCAAGAGAGGUCCAACGCCCACAUCCUGGAUUACGUGGAUUUCGGUGGACAAACGGGAUCGAAUGGAGCCUUCAGCUGGUACGCCGAUUAUCCGGCACAUCACUAAUGAUCCAAAGGAUCGAGAAUAGUUUUACACACGCGAUGCAUCCUGCUUAUUGUAAUAUAUAAUAACUAAAAUUAGAUUUUGUGAAGGAGAUCGAAAAAAUUGCAAUUUAUAAAUGACAUUUUAUCUGUUUGAUUAGAUUGAGUCAUAUUGAAACAUUUUUUUAUAAGAAUUAUUUACGUAAUGAUUAAGUUGAUCAUUGAGUUGAAGAUUCAUUUGUUAAAUAGUUUUUAAGACGUGUAAUUUAUACGAGAUAUAUAUAAGUUUGAAAUUUGAAUUAUAUUUUGAGUUA